Molecule: messenger RNA, 4657 nt
Organism: Centruroides sculpturatus (bark scorpion)
Lineage: Eukaryota; Metazoa; Arthropoda; Arachnida; Scorpiones; Buthidae
Exons: 2
Coding region: 100-4653 (1517 amino acids)
Molecular function (GO): protein binding
Source: RefSeq, a predicted model, not a curated record
GUAAUAAUAGCAACCUGGAAUAGUGUGAUUUUUUGUGGAUUGUUUUUGAGGCACUAGAAAUUUAUAGGAUCAAAUAAAAAAGAAGUCUAAUUGGGCAAAAUGAGGUUUGUUAUCUUUUUACAAUUCCUAUUCGUAAUGGUAAAUUCUUGUGAACAAUUUUGGAAAAAUUGGGGAAACGUUUCUUGUACAACGUCAGCAAACAGUUGCCAUAUGUCAAGUAAACGUUCCUCUGUUGAAAUAUUCGAUGAGUCCAUAUUGAUCAAUUGCGAACACGAAACCAUUGACUCUAAUUUCCUGCGAUGCUUGAACGUUAAAGACGUACGAAAUAUAACUUUUAGUAAUUGUUACAUGUCGGGAAUGGACUUUGGAAUAUUUACCUUUGGGUAUAAAGUCGAAAACGUGAAGAUAUUGUACACAAUAAAUGAGAGAAACUUCGAAAGUGCAACUUUCAUUAAUCUGCAAUCAUUGAAAUCUGUCGUGAUUCAAGGCGUGAGAACAUCUGAUUUACUUCAUUUGAUUUUCAUCAAUGUUCCUUUACUAACAUCUUUGCAGAUUAAAAAUUAUAACUUCACUUUAUUUCAAAAAAGACCUUUUUCGAAUUUAAUUAAUCUUUCUGAGUUACACAUUACGAAUGGAAUGUUAAAAGUUUUACCGGAAGAUCUAUUUUACAACCUUCAGAAUUUGACAAAACUGGACCUAAGUGAAAAUCACAUUGAAUCGUUUCCUCCAUUUGUCUUUAGAAAUCUCACGCGACUUGAAUAUUUGUAUUUAAGUUGGAACGAAAUAAAGAAUUUACCUGGUGACAUGUUGAAGGGUCUCUCUAAUUUAAAGACAUUGUAUAUUGAUAGACACAAGAGAUUAUCAGAAAUUCCGUUUGGAUUCUUCAAGGGACUACACAACUUGAGAGAGUUAAAUGCAUGGGGUUGUUCCUUUUCUUCACUCGAAGAAAAUGUAUUUUCUGACUUGAUCAAUUUAACGGCCAUAGAUCUAGACUUGAAUCAAUUUGAACAUCUUUCAGAAAAUCUUCUGAAAAAUAACAAAAUGCUGACGAUUUUUUCCUUUUCGGGUAAUAAAAUAACGACACUCCCGAGAAAAAUAUUUCAUGGACUUUCAAAUCUGAAAUACAUAAAUCUAUUGAAUAAUCGGUUAGAAAAUCUUCCACAAGAUGUUUUUCUCAAUUUGUCAUCCCUGCAAAUUCUAAUAUUAGCAUUAAAUCGCCUGAAGCAUUUACCUGAAAACAUUUUCUAUACAUUAAAUAAUUUACUAUAUCUUAAUCUUUCUUACAACAAUAUUACUCACAUUUCUGGAAAUCAUCCUUUUGGUAAAAGCAAUCAUCUAAGACACCUGGAUGUAAGUAAUGCUGGUUUGACAGUAUGGCCCAUAAUAAAUUGGACAGAAUACAACUUGACUACAGUAGAUUUCGCAAAUAAUCACUUUGAAACAGUGAAUUUGCCAAUUUACACUCCAAAUGACAUGAAAAUUGAUUUGUCUAAGUGCAAAAUCAGAACAAUUUACUUGGAUGAGUGGAAGUAUGGAUUUCAAAUGCCUACUUAUGAUUUAAACAAUAAUUCAAUCACGUGUGACCACAAACUAGAGCAGUUUGUUUUUACACUUACGUAUAGUUUAGAUGUAGCAUUAAAAAUGUUUCCAAAUAUACACAAUAUGAAAUGCUAUGGAGAAGGAAGAAACGUCCUGGGAAACACAAAAUUUAUUAAUAUAGGAAAUCAUUGUCCACUGAAUUGUGAAUGUGUUGCAGAACAUAAUAACGUGAAGCUAAAUUGUUCUGGAAGAGGAAUAAAGAAAAUACCAGAAGCUGUGCUCCAAAAUACAACCAUCGUCGAUUUAAGUAAUAAUUACAUAAAAGAAUUGUUAAAUUUGGAUUUUGUGAGAUGGGAAAACGUCAGGCAUCUAAAUUUAAGCAAUAAUUCUUUAAUUAAUUUUCCAGAUUGUUUCCUUCCUCCACACGUAACGUUUCUGUCAUUAGAUAAAAAUCAGUUAACAGAACUUUCUCCGGGAUUAAUGAAUCUCAUAGACACUUCUAAAGAAUUUAAAAUUUCCUUAUCAGUAAACAAUUGGAGUUGUGAUUGUAAUUCACGUUUCACUAAAGAUUGGUUGCUUAGGAACAUGCAGAAAAUCGCCGAUUUCUCAAAAGUUUCGUGUCAAAGAAAUUCGUUUAUUCUGUCUUUUGCCGAAAUUGUGUCUGGUGAUUUCUGCACACGAACUGAAGUAAUUGCGAUUUCUUCUGUAAAAUGGAAAAUCUAUGUUACCGUUCUAAGUCUUGUUAUUGUAAUCCUUCUAAUUGUAUUCGUGUAUAUUGUUUACAGGUGGGAAAGAAAGACAAAAAACAGACUUUACCAAAAAUUGGGCAAAAUGAGGUUUGUUAUCUUUUUACAAUUCCUAUUCGUAAUGGUAAAUUCUUGUGAACAAUUUUGGAAAAAUUGGGGAAACGUUUCUUGUACAACGUCAGCAAACAGUUGCCAUAUGUCAAGUAAACGUUCCUCUGUUGAAAUAUUCGAUGAGUCCAUAUUGAUCAAUUGCGAACACGAAACCAUUGACUCUAAUUUCCUGCGAUGCUUGAACGUUAAAGACGUACGAAAUAUAACUUUUAGUAAUUGUUACAUGUCGGGAAUGGACUUUGGAAUAUUUACCUUUGGGUAUAAAGUCGAAAACGUGAAGAUAUUGUACACAAUAAAUGAGAGAAACUUCGAAAGUGCAACUUUCAUUAAUCUGCAAUCAUUGAAAUCUGUCGUGAUUCAAGGCGUGAGAACAUCUGAUUUACUUCAUUUGAUUUUCAUCAAUGUUCCUUUACUAACAUCUUUGCAGAUUAAAAAUUAUAACUUCACUUUAUUUCAAAAAAGACCUUUUUCGAAUUUAAUUAAUCUUUCUGAGUUACACAUUACGAAUGGAAUGUUAAAAGUUUUACCGGAAGAUCUAUUUUACAACCUUCAGAAUUUGACAAAACUGGACCUAAGUGAAAAUCACAUUGAAUCGUUUCCUCCAUUUGUCUUUAGAAAUCUCACGCGACUUGAAUAUUUGUAUUUAAGUUGGAACGAAAUAAAGAAUUUACCUGGUGACAUGUUGAAGGGUCUCUCUAAUUUAAAGACAUUGUAUAUUGAUAGACACAAGAGAUUAUCAGAAAUUCCGUUUGGAUUCUUCAAGGGACUACACAACUUGAGAGAGUUAAAUGCAUGGGGUUGUUCCUUUUCUUCACUCGAAGAAAAUGUAUUUUCUGACUUGAUCAAUUUAACGGCCAUAGAUCUAGACUUGAAUCAAUUUGAACAUCUUUCAGAAAAUCUUCUGAAAAAUAACAAAAUGCUGACGAUUUUUUCCUUUUCGGGUAAUAAAAUAACGACACUCCCGAGAAAAAUAUUUCAUGGACUUUCAAAUCUGAAAUACAUAAAUCUAUUGAAUAAUCGGUUAGAAAAUCUUCCACAAGAUGUUUUUCUCAAUUUGUCAUCCCUGCAAAUUCUAAUAUUAGCAUUAAAUCGCCUGAAGCAUUUACCUGAAAACAUUUUCUAUACAUUAAAUAAUUUACUAUAUCUUAAUCUUUCUUACAACAAUAUUACUCACAUUUCUGGAAAUCAUCCUUUUGGUAAAAGCAAUCAUCUAAGACACCUGGAUGUAAGUAAUGCUGGUUUGACAGUAUGGCCCAUAAUAAAUUGGACAGAAUACAACUUGACUACAGUAGAUUUCGCAAAUAAUCACUUUGAAACAGUGAAUUUGCCAAUUUACACUCCAAAUGACAUGAAAAUUGAUUUGUCUAAGUGCAAAAUCAGAACAAUUUACUUGGAUGAGUGGAAGUAUGGAUUUCAAAUGCCUACUUAUGAUUUAAACAAUAAUUCAAUCACGUGUGACCACAAACUAGAGCAGUUUGUUUUUACACUUACGUAUAGUUUAGAUGUAGCAUUAAAAAUGUUUCCAAAUAUACACAAUAUGAAAUGCUAUGGAGAAGGAAGAAACGUCCUGGGAAACACAAAAUUUAUUAAUAUAGGAAAUCAUUGUCCACUGAAUUGUGAAUGUGUUGCAGAACAUAAUAACGUGAAGCUAAAUUGUUCUGGAAGAGGAAUAAAGAAAAUACCAGAAGCUGUGCUCCAAAAUACAACCAUCGUCGAUUUAAGUAAUAAUUACAUAAAAGAAUUGUUAAAUUUGGAUUUUGUGAGAUGGGAAAACGUCAGGCAUCUAAAUUUAAGCAAUAAUUCUUUAAUUAAUUUUCCAGAUUGUUUCCUUCCUCCACACGUAACGUUUCUGUCAUUAGAUAAAAAUCAGUUAACAGAACUUUCUCCGGGAUUAAUGAAUCUCAUAGACACUUCUAAAGAAUUUAAAAUUUCCUUAUCAGUAAACAAUUGGAGUUGUGAUUGUAAUUCACGUUUCACUAAAGAUUGGUUGCUUAGGAACAUGCAGAAAAUCGCCGAUUUCUCAAAAGUUUCGUGUCAAAGAAAUUCGUUUAUUCUGUCUUUUGCCGAAAUUGUGUCUGGUGAUUUCUGCACACGAACUGAAGUAAUUGCGAUUUCUUCUGUAAAAUGGAAAAUCUAUGUUACCGUUCUAAGUCUUGUUAUUGUAAUCCUUCUAAUUGUAUUCGUGUAUAUUGUUUACAGGUGGGAAAGAAAGACAAAAAACAGACUUUACCAAAAAGUAAGUAUGCAAGUGAGAUAAAGCA